AUGGUGUACCCACGUUUCAUCUCCUGUCACAAUUUAAUGGAGAAAGGCGUCACCUUCAUUCUCAUAAUGAGAGAGGAGUUCCUGGCAAAUUUCAAUGUAGCGAAUUUAGAAUACUGGCAGAACCUAGCAUUCUUGUUUGCCAUUCGUGACAUCAACCAAGAUCCACUGCUCUUACCCAACAUCACACUGGGAUACAGCAUCUAUGAGAACUAUUUCGAUGAAAGAAUAACUUACGAUGCCACGAUAGACCUGCUGUCGACUGGAGAACAGAGCGUUCCAAAUUACAGCUGUGGAAAGCAGAGUAACCUCUUGGUGGUUCUUGAAGGAGCAGGCACUGAAAUUUCCAGCCACAUCUCAAGCAUCUUGGAUAUCUACAAAACCCCACAGCUGAAUCCUUUCCUGAGAAACUUUGAGCUUUAUAAUACUUCCAAGGAUGGUAUUUAUCUAGAUGAGAAUGGAGAUCUGGCAACUGACUUUCAAAUCAUGAAUUGGGUGGUUUUCCCCAACAAAUCCUCUACUGGAAUUGAAGUCGGUAGUAUAGAGAGACGGAACUCCUCAAAGAUCAAGUUCACCAUAGAUCAGAGUGUCAUUGUAUGGGCCGAGUGGUUUAAUCAGACUGUGCCCAUCUCUAGAUGUACUGAAAGUUGUCGCUCUGGAUAUGCCAAGUUGAUGAGGGAAGGAGAGCCGUUUUGCUGCUAUGAAUGUGCCUUUUGUGCGGAAGGAACCAUCUCCACCCACGAAGAUGCGGAUCACUGUAUUAAGUGUCCAGAUGAGGAUUACUCCAACAAAGAUCGUACAGAAUGUCUUGCCAAGUCUAUCAUCUACCUUUCCUAUGAAGACCCUUUGGGAAUCAGCAUAGCUUUCUUUGCCCUGUUCUUUACCUUAAUCACAGGGUUUGUCUUAGGUAUCUUCCUCAAAUACCAGGAAACAGCCAUGGUCAAAGCCAACAACCGUGAUCUCACCUACAUGCUUCUCGUCUCCCUCCUGCUUUCCUUCUUGUCCUCCUUUCUAUUCAUUGGCCAACCGCGGACGGCAACUUGCCUUCUUCGACAAACCGCUUUCAGCAUCAUCUUCUCAGUGGCUGUCUCAUCCUUGUUGGCAAAAACCAUCAUGGUGGUGGUGGCCUUUAUGGCCACUAGACCAGGAAGUGGGAUGAGGAAAUGGUUGGGGAAGAGUUUGGCCAACUCCAUAGUCAUUUCUUGCUCUAGUGUUCAAGUGACCAUCUGUAUGGUCUGGCUGGGAGUCUCUCCUCCAUUUUCAGAUUCCGACAUGCACUCCCAGCCUGGGCAGAUCAUAUUGCAAUGCAAUGAGGGGUCUAUGGUCAUGUUUUACAGUGUCCUUGGCUACAUGGGCUUUCUGGCUGCCAUCUGUUUCACUGUGGCUUUCAUUGCCAGGAAGUUGCCAGGGGCUUUCAAUGAGGCCAAGCUGAUCACCUUCAGCAUGCUGGUAUUUUGUAGUGUUUGGGUCUCCUUUGUGCCCACCUAUCUGAGCACCAAAGGAAAAUACAUGGUGGCUGUGCAGCUCUUCUCUAUUUUGUCCUCCAGUCUGGGGUUACUGGGUUGCAUUUUUAUCCCCAAAUGCUACAUUAUACUGUUUAGACCUCAUUUGAAUACAAAGAACUUUCUGAUGCUGAAAACCCAAGAGCAGACUUGA
Anolis sagrei ordinatus is the source of this 1653-nucleotide messenger RNA. Lineage: Eukaryota; Metazoa; Chordata; Lepidosauria; Squamata; Anolidae. The record is from RefSeq and is a predicted model, not a curated record.